GUACGUGGCGUUGUAUGCAAGCUCGUCUCGUGCCUCAUGCGUAACGGGUAGCGUAGGUCUCAUUCAUUUCCUGUGGGCAUCUCAACGAGAGAGCAUGAAUUGGCUCCCGACAAUUACUUCGGCAGUAUAUAUUCGGAAAACAAAUGAGCGAAUCAAUUGAAAAUGGUACAUCGAAGUUGGAGCACGUGGUCAAGCGUCUUACUUCGGAAGAAAUCGAUAGGAUAAAAGCGCAAGAUUCCCGUUUGGUGUCCGAAUUUCGUGCAGAUCAACUUGAAAGGGAUGCAAAGAAGCAUUGGGAUUUAUUUUACAAGCGUAACGAUACUAGAUUUUUCAAAGAUAGACAUUGGACCACGCGAGAGUUUGAUGAGUUGCUGGGUUUGGGUGGCAAAGAGAAUCAAAAUGUCCUCCUCGAAGUGGGCUGCGGUGUCGGGAAUUUUGUUUAUCCGUUGAUAGAGGAUAGAUUGAAGUUUCGGAGAAUAUUCGCUUGCGAUUUAUCCACAAGAGCAAUCGAAUUAUUUAAGAAUCAUACAUUGUUUGAUCCAGCUACAAUGAAAGCUUUUCAAACAGAUAUUACAUUAGAGAAUUGUUUUUCUGAAAUUGAUUGUCCAGUUGAUGUUACAACUCUCAUCUUUGUAUUAUCAGCUAUUCAUCCUGAUAAAUUUCACAAAGUUGCUCAAAAUAUAUACAAUGCUCUUGAUAUUGGGGGAAUAUUACUUUUCCGAGAUUACGGAUUAUACGAUAUGGCACAAUUACGUUUUAAACCUGGACAUAAGAUCAGUGAGAAUCUUUAUAUGCGGCAAGAUGGAACCAGGAGUUAUUAUUUCUCUGCAGAACAAGUAGCAAAUUUAUUUGUAUCUGCUGGUUUUCAAACAUUGAGUUGUAGUUAUGUACAGAGACGUACAGUGAAUUUAAAGGAAAACAUUAAUGUUCCGAGAAUUUUUGUGCAGGCAAAAUUCAAAAAAUCUUGAAUAUAUAAGGAUGAAAUGAUAAUACAAUAAAUUCAGUAACAAUAUAUUUAUGGCAAGCUGUAUAAGGCUGUUGAAAUGGAGAUAAUUAAAAGCUUACAUGGUUUUUAUAAAUGGUUAUGGCUAUUAAAUUUUUUAUAAUAUUAUUUGACGAAAAAUCUGAAUUGCCAAACAAGUGUGAAUUACGAGUUACAAAAGAAAGUUGAUAUAACAGAGUCAACAUCUAAUGUAAAAGAACAUCCCAAAACAUCAAGUUAAAGUCAUGUUAAAAACUGUAAAUUUACGACAUCUAAUGUAAAGGGACAUCUCAAAACAUCAAAUUAAAGUUAUGUUAAAAACUGUAAAUUUACGACAUCUAAUGUAAAGAUAUUCAAAACAGCAAAUUGAAGCCAUAUCAAAUAUUGAAGAACUGUGAUUGCGUAUGUGUGUGUAGAUUCCAUAUACAGUACAAUAUUCAUAUAACCAAAAUGAUAUGGUUUAUAUUGGAAUCUAAAAAUAAAUAUAGAAAUUAUCUAUACAUCAUCUAUACACACAUUGUACAUGAUAUGAUAUUUCGAGUUUUCCGCGUUUCUAUCAUUAAGUGCAAAUGUCGCAUAGAAAUACUAGAUGAAACGAUUGAGGGCACGCGAAGAGUAGGGAGAGAACGAGCGGAAGCUGCAAGGCAACAAGAAAAUCAAUUUUGUGCAAUGCAAGUUGAAUAAAUAAUUUACAUUGAUUCAAGCGCAUCUCUCUUUUCAUUCCAACUAUCUUUUAUACAUGGAUAUUGUGGCUAUAUCGAAGUCUUUUAUUAUUUAAAAUAUUAAAGUGUUUUUGUCUUAAUCUUAUGAAUAAAAUAUGAAUAUAACUUUGUU
Messenger RNA from Formica exsecta, 1816 nucleotides. Its product is annotated as methyltransferase-like protein 6. Lineage: Eukaryota; Metazoa; Arthropoda; Insecta; Hymenoptera; Formicidae. The record is from RefSeq and is a predicted model, not a curated record. The coding region runs from base 144 to 968 and encodes 274 amino acids. The transcript has 12 exons.